Messenger RNA from Spodoptera frugiperda (fall armyworm), 3439 nucleotides. RefSeq lists its product as uncharacterized. Bases 292 to 2550 code for a protein of 752 amino acids. The record is from RefSeq and is a predicted model, not a curated record. NCBI's taxonomy places the organism in Eukaryota, Metazoa, Arthropoda, Insecta, Lepidoptera, Noctuidae. The transcript has 12 exons.
GGCAAGUUCAGUGUCUCGUCGAGAGUGGCCGCGACACUACUCGCGACCAUCGUGCGCGCUCAUCCCGAGGACUGUGCGACCGCCUGUGAUAUACGAACAGUGAAAAGUUCAUGAACUGCGUGUUGAAAUUUGUUUGAACUAUAAUAUCACGUGACGCUAACAUAUCAACUAUCCUUCCCAUAGCCCUAAUAAGGUGUACCAGAUCACUGACAUCGCUCAAACUCAAAGCGUCGACAAGCACGGCGGCGGUGGCGGACUGCGGGUAGCGGUUGCGAAGCUGCAAGAUAACGAAUGUUGCCACGGCCCCACACAAAGAGCACAAUGCGGUUGUUACUCAGUAUAGUGUUAGUGGCGUACGCAGCCGAAGCUGCAAAGAAAUUCGAAGGGACUUUAAGGUCAGCAGUUGACGCGCCACCUCAAGAUAAUCUUGCCAUAGAGUCCGGCUCACCGGAGCCGGCAGUAGUCGCUGCUCCAGAAAGUUAUCAGAAUCCAGGCGCUCCGCCUCCCGAAGACCCAGUUUCCGAAGAGCCAGCUGAAGAACCGUCUGCCGCCGCCGCCGUGCCCGAGACUGCCUCGGGAGGUGUUCCACCUUCAGCGCCUAGCGGGGCAUCAGCUCCAUCUGCUCCUGCCAAUUCCUUGGAGGAAUGUGAUCCCGAAAUGAUUGGAUUUGAGCUUGUCACAGGAUACGUGUUCUCGGCGCCGUCUCACAUCCUAGACGACAUCCCCGGCACACUUAUGUUGACCGACUGCCUUGAGCAGUGCCAGGCCAACGAUACCUGCCGCGCUGUCAACUACGAGACUGGUCUCUGCGUUCUCUUCGGUUCCGAUGCCGACCAAUUACCUGGUGCAUUAACGAAGUCACAAUUCCCGGUAUUCACGAUUUACGCACAAAAGUCGUGUCUUGGCGUGCGUCCUUGUGAAAGGGCUUGGUGCUUCGACCGUGUGCGAGGUUACCACCUCAAAGGGCGAGGCAAGAGGACACACACAGUCGGCUCAAGGCAGAUGUGCCUUGACCUCUGUCUCGGUGAAAACGAGUUUGUUUGCAGAUCGGCGAACUACAACAAUAAAACAGGGGAGUGCGUGCUCUCUAACAUGGACCGUAUUACACUGGCGGGAACCAACUCUUUCCAACCAAACGAAGACACCGACUAUUUGGAAAACAACUGUGUGGAGGAGCCUACAAAACUUUGUGAGUUCAAGAAGAUGGGUGGCCGUAUCUUAAAGACUGUGGACUCUGUAUACCAAGACGUCCAAACGGUUGAGGAAUGUCGUGAACUUUGCUUGAACUCGCCCUUCCGCUGCCACUCCUACGACCACGGCGACACUGGUGACCACGUCUGUCGUCUGUCUCACCACUCUCGUGCCACGCUUGCCGACAUUCAGGAUCCCUACUUGGAAGUUCCUGAAGCAGCCACCUACGAACUGUCUUCAUGUUACAACGUGUCCAUCGACUGCCGUGCCGGUGACAUGGUUGCCAAGAUUCAAACAUCCAAACUUUUCGACGGUAAAAUCUACGCCAAGGGCAGCCCUAACUCCUGCGUCGUCGAUGUUAAACAAAGUCUUGAAUUCGAACUGCACAUGGGAUACAACAAUCUGGAGUGCAAUGUCAAACAGAACGGACUCGGCAGAUACCUCAACGAUGUCGUUAUUCAACAUCAUGACACCAUUGUUACGUCCUCUGAUCUCGGCUUGGCUGUGACUUGCCAAUACGAUCUCACCAAUAAGACUGUUGCCAACGAGGUUGACCUGGGUAUCCACGGAGACAUCCAGACCGGUCUGUCGGAGGAGGUCAUUGUCGACUCUCCCAACGUAGCUAUGAGAAUUACCGACAGAAAUGGAGACGACACCAUUGCUUCUGCUGAAGUCGGAGAUCCUUUGGCCCUGCGCUUCGAAAUUAUGGACCCGAACUCACCAUUCGAAAUCUUCGUACGAGAACUUGUUGCCAUGGAUGGUGUCGAUUCCAGCGAAAUUACCCUCAUCGACAGCAAUGGUUGUCCCACCGAGCACUUCAUUAUGGGACCUUUGUUCAAAUCAGCGAACAGUGGAAAGAUGCUGUUGUCUCACUUCGAUGCCUUCAAGUUCCCAUCUUCGGAAGUUGUCCAGUUCCGUGCCUUGGUAACUCCUUGCAUGCCGACGUGUGAACCAGUGCAGUGCGACGGCGGCCCGAACGAACUCCGCUCCGUCAUGUCAUACGGACGUAGGAAGAGGCGUUCUACUCCCGCGGCACCCACAGACGAUAUGCUUCUUGUGCAGACCAUCCAGAUUACUGACAAAUUCGGUUUUGACAAACAACGCGCCAAGAAUGUCACUGAAGACUCUGUGUACGUCAGAGAGACCGACGUUACUUGCGUAAACGCAGCGGGAGCAAUGCUCGCGGCAGCUGCUUUCCUAGCAGCUCAACUAGUCGUACUAGCAGCUUGGACCUGCAGUUGGCAGCGAAGACGCGCUGCCGCUAAGGCUGCUGAGUUGCUUCCAGGACCCAAUGCUCCCUCCGCCCUCUGCAAAGUCUACGAUGCCAGUUUUUCUCGUGCACACCAGAGGCAUUUCUAAAUAAGAGAAGACGUGUCGACGUGAUCAGCGUCCGCAAUAGUAGUAUAUUUCGUUAGUUUAAAAACCCCCGUCGAGUUCUGGCUCGUGUGACGAUAUCCGCUGGGCGUGUUGUCGUCCACCGAGCUCAGAGCAGCGAUAGCGGUUAUUUAAUGGUUAGUGUCCGAACGCUUCCCCAGCACAGCACUGGACGCGGUGCUGCGGGGGCGCGCGACACAGAGGCGGGGACGACCACAAGAGCGUGCGCGAAUGUGGACGGAUGCGAGUGCGGCGCGCAGUGUGACCGUGUUGUGAGUUUAGUGCGUUGAAUGCGUCUUGUAUGUGAGGUCGCUCGCUUGUCCCCGUCUCCGGAGUCGUCGGCGGGACCGCGGCCGUGAGUCGUUAUCAAGAUCACGUCGCUCAUUCGUUCACUUUACGCUCGGACAUCCACUCGAGGAAGUCUGAAUACGUAUUGUACCAUAUUUUUUUUAAAAGUAGCAUAAGCCUGAUUUUAAUGAUAUGUAGUGAUAAGUAAAAAGUAACAUUUCAGUACCUUUUAAGUAGAUAACCGAACGUGCGACCUAAGUCAAGAGACGAUGGAUUGACGGCCGUCCCGACAUCGUAAUUUAUUUAAAUUAGUGUAGUUUCUUUUUUACGUAAUUUAUGAUUGAAUUUAAUACUAUUUAAUAAAAUUUUAAUAUAACUGAGAUACCUACCUAAACAAACGAAAGCUUACGACUUACAAAAUGUGCUAUUCCAUGUAAACUGAAAGUAUUUUAUUAUGAUAUCUACUAGUGCCUUAAUAAUGAGAUGUUAAUGUAUUAAAAUGUUGUUUAAACUUUGUACUUAAGCAGCAUUUAACUUGUUUCAUCCGUCCAAAUUGUCAUUACUUAAAAUAAAAAUUUCCAAAAUA